UUUCAGUGCUUGGCCCGCAACCGUAUCGCGUUGCCCCGAACUUUGAUUCCUCCGCGCGAUCAAGUCGCGUGGAUUAAAAGAGGGACGAUCGACGUCGAAUUAAAGAGAUCACUGAGAUCAUUCUGAUGUGACAAUAUUUUUAAUAAUUAUAAUUUUCGACAUAAUUAUAAUUUUCGUAAUAAAACGUCCGUGAAAUUGAUGGAUUAUGGUUCGCGGUAUUUCUUCAUAAAAGCGGCGUCAACGAUCUCGAUUCGCUGUAAUCGUUUCCGCAUGUGAGGUGACGCGAACGAGGGUGAGGGUGAGGUGACCAUUAUGCCAAUGAUCGGCGUGAUCCCGCGGGUGCUUUUCGAAGGACCGCGAAUGGAAAGUGAUCGUUUGUAUCGGACGGUGGUGGUAAGGUCGCUGUCAGACGCAGAUCGGCGCGCGUGAAUUAGAUUAGAGAAAUGAGUGCGAAGUGAAAAAUGGUCCCGUUCCACGGCAUGGCCCUCCUGCUCCUGGGAAUCGGAUACCUGUUACACGCGGAACCACUUUACGGCGAACGCGGCAUCGCGUUUUUGCAUCUCAACAACGAUACAUUUGGAAAGGGGGAAAAAUCGCAGCGCGGCACAAGGAAGACACAUUUUUUCAAAGAUACGCCGCAAAAAUUAACGGUGGCCAUAGGUCAGGCCGCCGUGCUGUUAUGUCGCGUUAAGAAUUUAGGAAACAGAACUGUGUCUUGGAUCCGAAAAAGAGACCUACACAUCUUGACGUCUAUGUCCACGACUUACACGAGCGACGCGAGAUUUACGGUAGUCAGAAAUCCGGAAACCGACGACUGGAAUCUGCAAAUAGAUUACGUGCAACCGCGGGACGCCGGCAUUUACGAGUGUCAGGUUAAUACGGAACCGAAGAUAUAUAGAGCCGUGGCUCUGAAGGUUUUGGAUAUACAGGCGAGGAUCACGGGUCCCCAGGAACUAUACAUCAAGAAAGGUAGCACUAUCAGCUUGACCUGUAUCAUAGAACUGCAGGAUUUGCCCCCGAGCAACGUGACUUGGUACCAUGCCGGUGCGGUGAUCGAUUUCGAUGGUCCAAGGGGUGGCGUAUCGCUGGAGACCGAGAAGGGUAAACGGGGCACCACUAGCAAGCUCCUAAUAACGCGCGCUCAAUUUAACGAUAGCGGUAAUUAUACAUGCGCUUCGAGCAAAGUCACCCCGGCAAGCGUCAUGGUGCACGUACUAAACGGGGAGCAUCCCGCUGCGAUGCAACAUGGCGGCACCGGCGAUGUAAAUAGACGGCUCGUUCUGCUUGUCCUGAUUUUCCUCGUCGAUACAAUGUUUCGGUGAAUCGAUCUUGGUGUCAUCGAGAUCUCCUGAAAACAAGUUACUCCUGAAUUAGCAUUUCUUAAAAUACAUUUCCUGAAAAUGAGAUGCGAGAAUAAUCAAUCAAAUAGCGUAUAAUUUACAGUAAGGUCGAAAUUUUUUUUUUGGACGACGCGCAAAGUUAUCAAAGUAUGUGUUAAUUAACGCUAAUUUAGUAUCAUCUACAUUCGUUUGAAAGGAUCUCAAAGGAUUUCCGAUCUCUAAAAUGCGAGAUUUACUCAACGAUCCUGAAAUUAAACUCUUUGAAUUCAUCGCUCAAAUAUCUUUAUCCGAAGUGUCAGUACGAAUGUAACAUGUGUGUAAUAUAAUAAACUUUUUGGA
Camponotus floridanus (Florida carpenter ant) is the source of this 1679-nucleotide messenger RNA. RefSeq names its product hemicentin-2. The record is from RefSeq and is a predicted model, not a curated record. The transcript has 6 exons. Gene Ontology annotation, cellular component: neuron projection membrane. Gene Ontology annotation, biological process: synapse organization. NCBI's taxonomy places the organism in Eukaryota, Metazoa, Arthropoda, Insecta, Hymenoptera, Formicidae. Bases 462 to 1322 code for a protein of 286 amino acids.